Pantherophis guttatus is the source of this 633-nucleotide messenger RNA. It is a transcript of the gene NDUFA3, whose product is annotated as NADH:ubiquinone oxidoreductase subunit A3. Lineage: Eukaryota; Metazoa; Chordata; Lepidosauria; Squamata; Colubridae. The record is from RefSeq and is a predicted model, not a curated record. Gene Ontology annotation, cellular component: mitochondrial inner membrane; respiratory chain complex I.
GGUUGCAAAUAACGCCAGAGCAAGCGAUUUUCUCGCAAUCGGCUUGGGAUGGACGUAAAAUAUUGGAAAGUUUAAUUAUUUAUACUCAGAAUUAGAAAACAACUUUAUAUCGCCUGGGAAAAGAUACGGUGUACAUCCCUGAAAUAUUAAAAGGAAUAGUAGAGCCUGGCCCAUCUUACAGGCGGGGCCUGCCAACCAAUCAGAGAGAGGGAGGAAGAACGCCACCAAACUACACUUCCCAGACGGCCUGCCGGCGCAGUAUUGCCUGAAUUGCAAGAUGUCUCCCUUAAACAGAAUGGUAACAUAUGUGAAAACUGCAUGGGGCAAGGAACCAGUGAUCGUAAGCUCCCUAGUCAUUGCAAUUGUGGCUGCAGCACUGCCAUGGGUGAGCCCCUAUACCCGUUAUUCCACUUUAAUGAACGAGCGUAUGCCAUAUCACUACCCAGUGCCAGUUCGAGAUGAUGGUAAUAUGCAAGAUAUUCCCGCUCAUCCCUGUGACAAGGAAGGUGAUCAACUCGACUGGCUGAAGAAAUGAAAAUUUGCAGAGUGUAAAUCUCCCCAAAAGUUUCCCCUGCCUUGGUUGUACAUGUGUGUUGUUCCCAGGGGCAAUAAAUUUCCUGUUCUUAUCUAAAA